Messenger RNA from Helobdella robusta, 2989 nucleotides. RefSeq lists its product as hypothetical. Gene Ontology annotation, molecular function: heat shock protein binding. Bases 1 to 2625 code for a protein of 874 amino acids. The transcript is spliced from 20 exons. NCBI's taxonomy places the organism in Eukaryota, Metazoa, Annelida, Clitellata, Rhynchobdellida, Glossiphoniidae. Gene Ontology annotation, cellular component: mitochondrion; cytosol. The record is from RefSeq and is a predicted model, not a curated record.
AUGGAGAUGUACCAGAACCAGCUGACAAAGUACGAUGUCCCCAUUGGCCACCUGGAUCACAAGUACAUAGCGGCCUGCAAAGAUAUCAUAGAACUACAAAAAAUUAUAAAAGUUCUAAGGUCGGGUUAUGAAGGAGUUUACCCUGACCUAGAAAAACUAGCUGAAGACCAGCUGAAAGAACUUGACCCAAAAAACAAAUUGUUGAGAAAACCAGGCCAGUUGUUAACAAAAUCCAACAUGGACAGUGAUGAGUGGGAGAAGUAUGACGAUGAUAUCAAAAGUUGGGAGGAGGAGAUGAGAGGUAAGGAGCCGGGCUCGCAUUCGAAGCAGGGAGUCGACGAUGAAGGCAGCUUAUUUGAUUCCUUACCGCCUGUCAGAGGUUUGGCACUCAAUGUGUCUGUUGAUAAUUCAAAAUCAGAAGGUGUCAAGAUUAGUGAUAAGAGAAGAGUUAAACCAAGAGACUAUAGAGAAUGGGAUAAGUUCAACAUUGAGGCCGAGCUAGAGAAAGUUGAUGAAAACUCAUCAGCCAAUCCUAAGAGUCCUAGAGAGAAAGAACGGAUACCAUUGGAUGAUAAAGCCUUCAAAUCAGCUGAUUAUGACGAGGCAGUAACAUACUACAGUAGGAGCAUCUCGUUAUUAGAUAAUGUUCCGGCUUACAAUAACAGAGCUCAAACGUUGAUGAAUGUUGAUGCCGACGCGAAUGUGAGUGCAGUUUCCGGUGUUGAUGGGGACUGUGAAGAUUGCCAGUCAGUACUAUCAUCAUCAUCACCAUCAACAUCCUAUCUACCUGCUGACAUGUAUGAUGAGCUGAUGGUGAUGAAAUCAAAGGCCAACGACCUCUUCAAAGUUGGUCAGUAUAUGGAAUGUUCUAGCAUCUACUCUAAAACCCUCAAGAUUAUUGAAGCCCGAGAGCUAAAAAUAGUUUUACUAAAUAACCGAGCGUUAAGUUGCCUAAAAGAUUCUGACCUCAGAGGCUGUGUGGCCGAUUGCGACGACGUCCUUGACCUUGAUUCGACCAAUCAGAAAGCUCAUUUCAGGAAGGCCAUAGCCUGUGAACAGCUAGAAAAUUACAGGCUGGCCUACGUACACUACAAGGCAGUUAUCGACAGUGACGCUGCUUUGCUUGCCUCCAACAGAUGUGCUGGCUACUUGAAAGAGUUAGAUGGACCAGACUGGAGGGAUAAACUUCCUCGCUCUCUCCAUCAUUCGUCAUCUACGUCAUCCUUCCUAGCAUCAUUAUCGUCAUCGGCAGUAUCAACUGCGACUACUACCACCACUACUAUUACUACUUUUACUAUCCCUUCUACUACUACUACUAUUACUACUACUACUACUACUACAACUACUACUACUACUUCAACAAGUAUUAAUAAUACAGCUGCUACUAAUAAUGCUUCUAUAGCUACUACAGCUGCUAAAGCUGCUGCUACUACAUCAGCUUCUAAUAAUUCUACUACAGCUACUACUAGCACUACUGUUUCUGAAACUUUUGAAGAAUGCAAAGAACGCGGCAAUGAUUUAUUUGCUAAGAAAGAGUUCGAAGAAGCAAUCAAGUAUUUCACUAAGUGCAUUGCUAUGAGGCCCAAAGAAAUUGCUCCGUAUAAUAACAGAGCCCUCUGUUACCUUAAGCUAGAGAUGUUUGAAGAAGUAUUGGAUGACUGCAGUUCAGCGCUGUCGCUGGACUUUCACAACACCAAGGCACUGUUUAGAAGGGCAGUUGCUUACAAGAUAUUGAAAAAGUUCAAAGAAAGCAUCGUCGACCUUGAAACCGUGCUAAAGAUUGAGCCCAAAAGUUCGUCCGCAAAAAAGGAACUGAAAAAUGUCAACGGUUUAUUGGAAAAGAUGCUAGAGCAGAAAGCCACGAAAGCCUGCCUUAAAGAUGACAGUAUUAGGAGAAGAGUACAGAUCAAAGAACACAUCAACAAUACGUUCAACGCUAACAAUAAGAAUAAUAAAACAGCCUGUAUUAACAAUAAUGAUAAUAAUAAUAAUGAUGAUGGUCAUAACAAUAAUAAUAAUAAUAACAUUAAUAAUAAUAAUAAUAAUAACCAAUCAAAAAAGGCUUCGAAAAUAUCACAGUUGCCAUCUGCGCUAGCUGAAAUCAUCGUUAACUCGCCCACUACCACUUCUAUCAAGCCUGAGGCCAAUAAAAAUAAUAAUAAUAAUAAAAAAAACAAUAAUAAUAAUAUUACUAAUACUACUAUUAAUGGUAAUAAUAAUAAUAUUAAUAAUAAAAAUGAUAAUGAUGCUACUGCGACUAAGAAGAUAACACCGUAUGAAUUCAUGCAAUCCUUCAAUGCCAUCAGGGUUAAUGGCGAGCUGGACGCACUCAUUGGACUACUGGACAAUGUGCAGCCGUCGCAUCUAAAGAGAGUCUUGUCAAACAAGCUUGAUGGCGAUAUCUUCAUUGCAAUUGUCAGGUGUAUCCGGCAUUAUCUCAAUUCUGGUCAGACAGAAAAAGCUAUGGACUUCCUAAUGAAUUUAACAUUAGUUGAAAGGUUUGAUGUUAAUGUCUUGUUCCUGAGUCACGAUGAAAAGAAAGAAAUCAGCAAAAUGAUGGAUGAUGCUUCCCCACAUCUUGGCAAACAGAAAGAAGAAAGGUUGAGGUCAAAGUUCAGAGUGUAACCAAUCAACUUAUCACAUAGCAAUUACAAUUGAUACCAAUUUUAAUAGUAAUUAAUUGAUUAAUUUGUUAACGUGAUUGGGACAAAUUGACGUAUUAUGUAAUGAUUCAUUUGGUUAUAUACUCUAACGAAGAACCUCUUGUUAAUGUUUUUAUUUUGGUUGCUUUGUUAUGCUGUCCAUCUCAAAUGAUCCGAAUCCUAUCAUAUAUAUAUAUAUAUAUAUAUAUAUAUAUAUAUAUAUAUAUAUAUAUAUAUAUAUAUAUAUACAUGCUCGUUUGUUUUUUGGCUCUGAUGAUAAAAUGUUAUACCGUUUUAACGUUUAUCAUUAUUUAUUACAAACACAAAUUUAAAUUUUUUUCAACAAU